AUGAGCACGGCGCCCGUUCCGCCGCCGAACAGCGUCCUGGCCGGCGUCCCGAGAGGCUCGAAGGCGAGAUCGACACUGACGAGAUCGUUCGCCGCCUUUUUCGCGGCUCUGGCGCUGCUCGGUGGCUCAUGGCUGUCUCUGCAGAGGGAGACGCAGCAGGAGCCGGCGCCUGUGCAGACGAGUCUCAUCGACGUGGGCGUCGCACGACUACGCGCCGCCGCCGCCACGGCGGCUGCCUCACCACCCGCCGCCAGCCGGAUCAUCCUUGCGGCGGCGCGGGUGGCUGCUUCGCCGCCGCCGCCGCCGGAGGCAGCAGCGACGGCGCCGCCGCCGCUGCCGACCAAGGCGGCGAAGCAGCUGACCGAAACGGUCCGGGCGGCGGCGUCCGUGCAGCAGCCGGGUGACGUGCCGCGCAAGGCGGUCGUCGCGAUCUGCGCGCCCACGCGCUCGCAGACGGCUUGGCGGUCCGCCGCGGCAACGCGGGUGCAGACGACGCUCAUCCCGUCGAUCGAACGGACGAUCACCGCUGCCGAGCGCGAGCGCUUCACCAUCCGGCUGCACCUCGGCAUCAGCGACGACGACGCGUUCUGGCGGCAGCACGCCGGCGCGCUCACCGCGCCCGCGUGGCUCGAGCUGCGCCCGUCGUAUCACCCGGCGCAGCCGGGGCGCGUGCCCUUCAACGAGAUGACGCGCAAGGCCUUCGACGACGGCGCGGAGUACGUCGUCCGCAUCAACGACGACACGGAGUUUGUCACCGCGUCGUGGGUGACCGCCGCCGUCGGCGCGCUGCGAGGGUACACGCCGCCCAACGUCGGCGUGGUGGGGCCGACGUGCCACGAGGGCAACGUGCGCAUCCUCACGCACGACAUGGUGCACCGCUCGCACCUCGCCGUCUUCGGCGUGUACUACCCGCGCGUCUUCAAGAACUGGCGCGCGCCCAGCCGCACCACGCGCGCGCCAGCCGAGUAUGUCGACGACUGGAUCACAAAGGUGUACCAGCCGGGCCGCUCGACCAAGCUGCCCAACUGGACGGGCGUCCUCGCCGCCGAGCUCGCCAGCGGCCAAGCCAAGCUCCGCGCGUACCUCGCAGCCAACGGCGGCGGCGGCGGUGCGGUCGCUCGCUCGCUCGCCGCCGUCGCCGACGCGGAGGCGGUCGCGCCGGCGGCGGGCGAGCCGGCGGCGCCGUCGACAGCCGAGUGCACCGCGAUGCGGGAGACGCACGGCGUCGUGAUCGGGCAGUCGUGGGGGUCGCUGCCCGUCUCCCUGCAGCGCAGGUGGGCGCAGCUGGACUGCGACGCGCAGCUCAGCAGCGGACCCAAACCGCGGCAGCAGCCCGCCGCGGACGGCGGCGGCGAGAGCGGCGGUGGCGGGGCGAGCGGCGGUGGCGGCGCGUUGGACGCGCUGGCGGCGCAGCUGCCGGAGGAGCCGCCGCUGCCCGCGGCGAAGCUGGACGUGGACGCGCGCGUUGGACGUGGACGCGCAGAAGAGGAGCUUAUUGCGAAGAUGGACGCCGCCGGCCAGCGCGAGACGCGCCUCGUCUCCGCGCCCCUCUUCCGGCAGCAGCUGAGGGCCGUGGCGGGAGGCAGCAGCGCGGCGCCGGAGGCGGUCGGCGCGCUGCUCAGGCGGCCGGCGGUGGACGCGGCAGACGUGCAGCUCGCGACGUUUUCGUGCACGGGCAACGGUCGCUUCAUGCGCGUCGAGCCGGGCGCGCCCGCGGGGCAUGAGCGGUGGGUAGGCUGCUCGGGCGAGGCGGGCGUCGCCGCGCUGACCGACGGGCUGUUCGAGCGGCGGCCGCUGACCGGCUCGCGCUUCGCGCUGCUCCACGUCGCGAGCCAGCGCUACCUGCAGGUGGUGCCGCGCCGGCACAAGGUAGCGUGGGUGGUUCGAGUGCAGCGCAGGCAGCCCGGCGAGACCGAGGCCUUCGAGUGGCGGAGCGGCGGCGGCGGCGGCGGCGGCGCGGCGGGCGGCGCGGACGCGGAGGAUGGCUUCCUGUACAACGUGGCGUGCGGCUGCCACGUCAACUUGCGCUUUGGCACGGUGCUGCGCGGGCACGCGGAAAGGGGGCAGCCCGCGGGCGCCGUGCCGACGGCGCGGAUGCGGCAGCGGCGGUACACUGUACAGGGCGUGCGCGCUGCGCUCGCCGCCGAUUCGUCGCGGCUGGCGACGGGGAGGCUGCCGCUGAUGCAGCAGGUGGUGCGCAUCCACACGCUCGCCGCGUCCAACGAGAAGCGAGUCGUGUCCUUCGGGCUGUACGGCGGCGACCCGCGGUACGCGACGGGCGUGCUGCGCAACGCGCAGCUCGCGCCGCUCGUCUUCCCGGGCUGGACGGUCCGCGUGUACCUUGACGGCACCGUGCCAAAGCACGUGCAGCGGCUGCUGCGGCAUUACGGCGCCGAGAUGGUGGACAUGGACCGCCCUCCGGCCGAGCUGGCGAGCGCGACGGGCGGCCAGAUCGGCGGCAUGUUCUGGCGCUUCCUCGUCGCGGCGGACAGGAGCGUCGACCGGCUCGCGGUGGAGGAGUGGAUCGCCUCGGGCGAGCUCGUGCACACGAUCCGCGACCACCCAAACCACGACCGACCGCUCAACGGCGGCAUGUGGGGCGGCACGCGCAACGCCGUGCCCGACAUGGCAGCGCUCGUCGCCAGCUGGCCGACACGCGACAAGUACAUGGCCGACCUUUACUUUCUCGAGCAGCGCGUGUGGCCGCGCGUGAAGCACUCGCAGCUGGCGCACGACGCGUACACGUGCCACAAGCACCCCAACUCGAAGCCCUUCCCCACGAAGCGGCCGGCAGACUUCCAGCACGUCGGACAAGUGUUUUUCGGCGACGGGACGCCGCGGCAGGGCGACAUCGACGACUUCAUGCUGCGCAUCACCGCGCCGCCACCGUGUAGGCGGCAGCCCGACUGGAUACACGGCUGA
This is a messenger RNA of Emiliania huxleyi CCMP1516, 2922 nucleotides long. RefSeq lists its product as hypothetical. The record is from RefSeq and is a predicted model, not a curated record. The transcript is spliced from 5 exons. Lineage: Eukaryota; Haptophyta; Isochrysidales; Noelaerhabdaceae. Bases 1 to 2922 code for a protein of 973 amino acids.